This is a messenger RNA of Cololabis saira (Pacific saury), 3632 nucleotides long. RefSeq names its product ubiquitin specific peptidase 48 (gene usp48). Bases 383 to 3526 code for a protein of 1047 amino acids. Gene Ontology annotation, cellular component: cytosol; nucleus. Lineage: Eukaryota; Metazoa; Chordata; Actinopteri; Beloniformes; Belonidae. Gene Ontology annotation, molecular function: cysteine-type deubiquitinase activity; protein binding; cysteine-type endopeptidase activity. Gene Ontology annotation, biological process: protein deubiquitination. The transcript is spliced from 27 exons. The record is from RefSeq and is a predicted model, not a curated record.
CGUGACCUGCGUCACUUGUUGACGUCGUGUGGGAUUUUUGAGCGGAGAAAUUAUUUAUUUAUAAACCGAUGCAAGGGCGCUAAAUCUAAAAUAAACCGGGAAAUAAAAUGUUCAAAUCCAUCAAUGUAUUGACGAAGCAGCUACACGCACGAGGAAUUUGACCAUAGUUGUCCAGAAGUGCAAUAAAAGUCUGCGCGUUGCAGCCAAACCGAGGCUAAAAGCAGCAGUGAAUGACGCGGGGAGCUGCUCUUUAGCCUGCUAGCAGCUGGUAGCACCCGGACCCGGCUCGCCUCUCAAACUCUCCCCCUGCUCUCCUGGGGGUGUUACCGGGGUUUGUCUGGACCGUGUGGAUGUGAGCAGGACCCGGGCCGGCGGGAGGAGCAUGGCGCCCCGCGUCCAGCUGGAGAAGGCGGCGUGGCGCUGGGUGGACUCGGUGAAGCCCGAGGAGAUCCGGCAGCAGCACGUCGAGCUGGCCUACCGCAUACACCUGGCGGCCUGCAGGAGAGGAGGCUGCAGGAGAAAUUGCAAAGGGAAUCCAAACUGCCUUGUGGGUAUCGGUGAACAAGCAUGGCUUGGAGACAUUGACGAGAAUGCUUUCCAUAAUAUUGAUGACCCAAAUUCAGAACGUCGAGACAAGAACACAUUUGUUGGCCUGACCAACCUUGGAGCGACAUGUUACGUCAACACAUUCCUGCAAGUGUGGUUCCACAACCUGGAGCUUCGGAGGAGCCUCUAUCAGUGCUACAACUCCCGAGCGCAGGAGCACAACUCCGAGUCUGAUUAUGAACCAAAGUCCAUCUGUGAGCAUCUGCAGUAUCUGUUUGCACUCCUGCAGAACAGCAACAGGAAGUACAUCGACCCUUCAGGGCUGGUCAAAGCACUGGGUCUGGACACGGGGCAGCAGCAGGAUGCCCAGGAGUUUUCAAAGCUCUUCUUGUCUCUGCUGGAGGACACUUUGUCCAAGCAGAAGAGCCCCAGCCUUCAAAAUGUCAUCCAGCAGCAGUUCUGUGGGCAGUUCUUCUAUGUUACAGUGUGUAAUCAGUGUGGACGGUCGUCGGCGCUGCCGUCCCGCUUUUAUGAGCUGGAGCUGAACAUUCAGGGCCACAAGAGCCUGACGGAGUGUGUCACCGAGUUCUUGAAGGAGGAGAAGCUGGACGGGGAGAACCGCUACUUCUGCGAGAGCUGUCAGAGUAAACAGAGCGCCACCCGGAGGAUCAAGCUGAACAGCAUCCCCCCAACCCUCAACCUGCAGCUCAUGCGCUUCGUCUUCGACAGACAAACGGGUCACAAGAAGAAACUCAACACUUUCAUCAGUUUUCCAGAGCAGCUGGACAUGGCCCCUUUCCUGGAAGGGAAACAAGACCAGAAGUGUGUGUAUGAACUGAGCGCCGUGUUGAUCCACCGGGGCAUCAGCGCCUACUCGGGCCACUACAUCGCUCACGUGAAUGACGCUCUGACCGGCGACUGGUACAAAUUCAAUGACGAGGAGAUCGAGAAAAUGGAAGGCAAGAAGCUGCAGCUCGGCAUCGAGGAGGACAUUGCCGAGACGGUGAAGUCUCAGUCCCGAAAGCCCAAGUGCAGUAAAGGCUACCACUGCUCCAGGAACGCUUACAUGCUGGUGUACAAGCUGCAGGAGGAGGAGGGCGUCAACCCCUCCAGGCCCAACAUGGAGGUGCCAGCGUUCCUUCAGAGGCUGGUGGACCAAGAUAACCAUAAAUUUGAGGAGUGGUGCACAGAGAUGGCCGACAUGAGGAAACAGAGCGUGGAUAAGGGCAAGGCCAAGCAUGAAGAAGUGAAAGAGCUGUACCAGCUCCUACCCGCGAGAGACGGAGAGCAGUAUGACUUCAUCCCCCUGGACUGGCUCAAGAAAUGGCUGGACGACUCCACAGCGACGAAGGAAAUAGACACCUCCCUUUUCCUCUGUUGUCAUGGCAAACUGCACCCCGACAAGGUGGGAGACUGCAAGAGGGUUUCUCUGCACGCGGCGUCGGUCCUCUACAAGCGCUACGGCGGCGGGCCCAGACUAGACGGCUCGUCUCUGUGCCGAGAGUGUGUGAGCCAGCGAUGCAGAGUGCUGCGGCUGAAGAACCAGCUCAAUGAAGAUUACAAGGAAAUCGCCAACAUGGUCAAACAACCAGUCAGCGAGGGUUACUGGGUAGGUAAAGCAUCUCUGCGCAGCUGGAGGCAGCUGGCGCUGGAGCAGCUGGAGGAAGAGGAGCAUGAAACCAAACACGGCAGCAGCCAGACCAACGGCCAGGGACCACACACCAACAACUGCAAGGAGUUCAGUCCAGAGUUCUCAGGGGGGGGAGAUGAUGAGAUGAAGACUUUCAAUGAAGACAUUCUCUGCAGCCACGGAGGUCUCAGUAUUCUGGAUUCUGAACGAAAGCUGGUAUCUACAGACGUCUGGACCAAACUUAGAGAGUACUUCUCCAGAGCCCCGGAAUUCACCCAAAACCAGGAGCCGUGUCGACAGUGCAUGACGUUGGAGCAGGAGGAGAAGGACAACGAGGCGGUUAGUAAGAUGAUGGCUCUCGACCAGAAGAACCAGCUGCUCAACCUCUUCCACGAAAAGAACCGGCCCACGCUCACAAAGUGGCCUCAGGGCACCGAUGUUCUCUACAUAGUUCCUCUGUAUUUUGUGGACGAGUGGAGAAAGUUCAUCAGGAGGCCCACCAAGUCGUCUCCCGUGUCCAACGUGGGCAACACCCUGCUGCUCUGCCCCCACGGCGGCUUCAUGUUCACCUACGACUCGCUGAUCAACGGAGAGGCGCAACAUAUAGCUCUGCUCUGGCCUCACGAGUGGGACGUGAUCAGCAGACUCUUCAUCGUUGAUACGCCCAUCUCCAUCAGCUGCUUACCAGAGAGCACGGCCAGCAGCUCCACCACGCAGUACACCACCCAGCCAGAUCUGUGCUGGGAGUGCAGGGAGAGCUUCCUCUUCCAGCAGCAGAAGGACCUCAGAGAAUACACCCAGGCAACCAUCUACAUCCGCAAGGUCAUCGACGACAACAGGGCGGUGAAGGACGCUCCUCCGGAGGUGAACGCCAGCAGCUCGGAGGCAGAGGAGGAGAGAGAAGAGCUGCCCAAGAUGGAGGGAGACCCAGACUUCAGUCAGUCGCAGGACGGUGUGAAGCGGAUGAAGCUGAGUGACGGCAGCGCAGCGUCACCGGCCGCCCUCCCGGUGAGCACCAUGACCAAAGCAGGUGGAAUCAGGAGAAGCACUCGACACCGGAAGCUGCGCGGGGAGAAAGCGCUCAUAGUUUCGGCCAAUCAGACUCUCAAGGAGCUGAAGAUACAGAUCAUGCACGCCUUCUCCGUAGCGCCGUUCGAUCAGAACCUCUCCAUCGACGGGAAGAGUCUGACGGACGACUCGGCCACACUGGGCAGCCUGGGCGUCAUCCCAGAGAGCAUCAUAUGUUUAAAGGCUGAUGAGCCGAUAGCAGAUUACGCUGCGAUGGAUGACGUCUACCAGGUGAGAAUGCCUGAAGAGGGGUUUAAAGGAACGGGGCUUCUCGGGCACUGAGGAGCGCUCCGCCGUAGCCAUGUUGGACUUGGACAAAUGACAGAUGGAAAUUUUAAAAAGCUUGAAUUUGUCAAGUGUCUAUAUAUAAAUAAGUGCUUUAAUUUUC